Molecule: messenger RNA, 2973 nt
Organism: Durusdinium trenchii
Lineage: Eukaryota; Dinophyceae; Suessiales; Symbiodiniaceae
Source: the annotation of a GenBank genome assembly
AUGGCCAGACCUUUGCGAGUCCUGGAGGAGCUGCUCAAUGAUGUGCGUGUUGGCCGUUUCCGCCCAGAUGAGACCCGGAGCGGAAGAUUCAGGGACGUGGUUCUGGAGGGUUGCCCCAUGGGCGAAUCCUUCGCGUCAACACCUUUUUCACUCGUUGGUGAAUGGGUCGAAGCCAGUGAGCCUUGUAACAAACCACGAGAAGUUGAGGUGACCAACCAGAACCGAGAGUCUGCCGAAAUCAUUGAGGUCGACCCUGACAGCCCGAAGAGGGAAGAGGAGGACAAUGCAUCAUCAGAGGCGCCGGAUACAUCCACAAGCUCAGAUGAGAGCGCAGCGGUCCUCAGUGGGGCCAGGAGACCGCUGCGUGUUCCUACCGUGCCGGACUCUUUGAAGCUUGCGCAGCAUACGAAGCUUCGAACUUUGCAUUGCAUGGAGAAGGAACACCAGCUCAUCUUGUUGUGUGGUCGCAAAGCAGUGCCAGAAAGAUACGGCGUGGUGGAGGAGGUAACAGCAGGUGAUGUGACAGAGCCUGGCAAGACAUUGCCCUUCAUCGAGAAGCAGAGGAGGUUGAGAGCUCAGCAAACGCGCAUCACUGGAAUCAGUCAUAAACACGAGCAGCAGGCCUCUCACGCUUUGAUUGACGCAGCCUUCAACAUUCUUGAGACCGGUGCAGUUGUUUACCUGCCACCUUCGAAGUGUGCCUCGCGAGAUGCUGAAAUCCAGUCAGAAGCAAAGAACAAGCAGAAGCAGUUAUUGACUUUGGAGCAAGGAACUAUCAAGGCCACAGCCUCAGAUGCCCUGGUCUCUGUGGACAUUGGGACUGAGAUGAAAUUGAUGUACGCCCUUCAGCGUGAGAAGCGUAGCAUUCAGCAAGAAGGUGACAAGGUGUCCAACCCGCCCCCGAAGAAGCAGAAGCAGCCCAAGCCGGGUGCCCAGCGUUCGCCUAGCCAGUGCACUGCGAUUGACAAGGACCCAGGCCGUUCAGAAAACUUUCCGGUGUACAUUUGUGACAUUACCAAUGAAGAACAGUUCUUGAAUUUGCGCACUUAUCUGGAAAAAGAGAGAAGUGCCAUCUUGCACGCACACUUUGCUCCAAGUUGUGGUACUGCUUCGCGUGCAAGAGAACGGCCAAUUCCAGGUUUCAAAACCGCUCCAAAGCCUUUGAGGAGUGAUGCUCAUCCAGAUGGCCUACCCAACUUGACGGAGUCGGAGCAUCAAAGGGUGUCAGAGGCUAACAGAAGUUAUGCAGCGAUGUCGGAGCUUAUUUUUGCUUUGGUGGAAUUGGGAGUCAGCAUCAGCAUUGAAAACCCUCGCAACUCUUUGCUGUGGAAGACUUCCUUCUUAAAGCAUUUGUUGGGCAAGUUGCCAACCUACCAUGUUUGCACUUUUCACCAUUGCAUGCACGGGGGAAAGCGUGAUAAAGACACUGCUUGGUAUAGCUUCAACCCGCGUGAUCCGCAGAGGGAUUUGUUCGCGAGCUUGGCACUGAAGUGUAACAAACAACACCAACACGCGCCCUGGAAACCCUAUGUGGAUGCCUCAGGGAAACGAAUUUUCCCAACAGCAGAUGAAGCCGCUUAUCCGCACUUGCUGUGUGAGCGCGUUGCAUACAUCUUGAGGACACAGGCCAAAAAGGCGGGCUUCAUUUUUCCCACUGACUUGCACCAACAGUUGGACCACACCAAUGUCAGUGCAAAACGCCAGCUGUUUACAACACAACCUAGAGGUGGUCGUCUCAGGCCGUUGGUCUCUGAGUUCUCGGGUUAUGUAACGGUGGUAACCUUGCCUGAUAGGCCCGAAAUUUUGGAGCAAACUCUUCGUACACUCCCCAAGGGAGCUCGCAUUUGUCAUCGGGUUCUUCAGCAGCGGGGGUGGAAUCGGGAUGACAUGGCACAGAAAUCACGCACUGUUGUCGUUGACGAGAGGUGUGGCACGGAUGGGCAAUGUGAAGUAGUGAACAUUGGCAUCCCAAGGGAACCCAGUGAGUUUAUACAAGAAGCCUUGAACAAGGGUCACCCUAGAGACAUCAUUGCAAACAUACGGGACGCCGAGCGGGACCUGCUUUUGAAUUUGGUGCAUCAACCUUGCUCUGUUCGUUUCCAAAAGCGUGCAGCCUUCAUGAAGAAAUGGCUUAAGAGAUCCUUGGAGCUGAAAGAAAGCGAGCAGAAGUUGCAUGAUUCCCUUGCGCCACACUUGGUCCCCAUCCUGAUGGGUAAACGGCUCUUGUUGUGGAAGGAGAUCCUGAUUGACCUUGCAUACUCUGACGUAGCCGUUAUCGAUGAUGUUGUAAAAGGGUUCGCAUUGACAGGUUGGGCGCCGCAAACUGGAGUGUUCCACAAGCAUGUUCGAAAGCCCAGUUUGACAACCCAGGAACUGCGGAAAAGAGCAGCCGGUUUGAAUGCGGCGGUCACGGGCUCGUUGGAAAACAGCACUGAAGGUCCGCAUGAUCAGUAUGCUUGGGACGAAACCAUGGAAGAGGUUCAGAAAGGGUGGCUCGGUGUUAGCGAUGGGUCGAGUGAAUGUGUCAUUGCCAAGCGUUUUCCUCUGGUGCAAGGAAGCAAAGUGCGAUUGAUCGAUGAUUUCUCGAUCUGUGGAACCAAUUCUGCCUACGGUAUGACAGAGAAGCUUCGGGUUCAAAGCAUAGAUGAACUCACAGCUUACCUUGCCUACAUCCUUGACUCUACCGAAGGUGCUGCAUGCCCUGCUCUGGUAGGACGCACGUUUGAUCUUAAACAUGCUUACAAACAGUUUGGUGUGGAUGAGUGGCACAGCAAGUUUUUGAACAUCGCAGUGCGGAAGCCCGGCGGCUCGUACGGCCUGUUCAAAGUCUACGCACUGCCGUUCGGAGCUUCAGGAAGCGUCACCAGUUUCCUCAGAGUUGCUUGCAGCAUCGCAUACAUUGGCACAUAUGGUUUGGACAUCACCUGGACUAGUUUCUUUGAUGACUUUACUGUACUGUGCACACAGGAGGAG